AUGGCGGCCGGAAAUACUGAGCUCCCGUCAAAGCAGAGCCGCCCUGGAGAAACCCAAGACACACUGCCAACACCUCACCAAUCCACAGCUAGGACAGAGCAGAACCACAAACAGCGAAACUUGGCCAACCAGCGGAACUUUCGCUCCAGACGCAAGGAGUACGUCCUCGAGCUCGAGCAGAAGGUGCGGGACUACGAGCGCGAGGGCGUCGUCGCGACGGAGAAAGUGCAGCAUGCCGCGCGGUCGUUGCAGGCGGAGAAUGCUGCGUUGCGGCAGCUGAUCCAGCAGGGAUUGGGCUGGGAUGCUGGGGCUGUUGAUCGCUAUGUCGCACAUGCGGUUAUGGGUGGUCGUGUGGAACCACUGUUACAGCCGACGACCCAAUUCCAUGCCGGACCUCAAUUACAUAUUGAGCCCAAAUGUGAGGACUAUGACUAUGCGACAUCUAGAUGGCAGGGGAGCGACUAUUACGGCAGUAGUGUACCUGCAACGAGUGAGUCGACUACGCCAGGGGAUGCGAUGUCGUGCGAAGAUGCAGCUACGAUUCUCGCCGAGUUCCGCGCGCAGGCGGUAGACCUGGAACUCAUCAAGAGAGAGCUGGGCUGCGAACCUGUGAAUGACUGCAGAUGCAGCAUAUCCCAUGGGGCGCUGUUCGCAAAGAUGGCGGACUCUAUGUGA
Cyphellophora europaea CBS 101466 is the source of this 675-nucleotide messenger RNA. RefSeq lists its product as uncharacterized. Gene Ontology annotation, molecular function: DNA-binding transcription factor activity. The record is from RefSeq and is a predicted model, not a curated record. The transcript has a single exon. Lineage: Eukaryota; Fungi; Ascomycota; Eurotiomycetes; Chaetothyriales; Cyphellophoraceae. Gene Ontology annotation, biological process: regulation of DNA-templated transcription. Bases 1 to 675 code for a protein of 224 amino acids.